AACGCAUUUACACGAUCAUUACACGGGGUGUUUGACCACCUGCUGGUGCUCUCACCGUGUUGCCCCGAGCCGCGACGUAGGACACCAACACGCAACACCUCCUCCAACCCCUUUCCAUGUAAACGGCGCCUCGUCAUAUCCCCUUUGAGUGCUUCUGCUUGUGACAAUCGACAGCCCGACGCCAGUUCACCGCACCAUCACCGACAUGUCCCACCUGUAACUAGUUCCCCAAUAGCUAGAGCUCAAUUUCGCAGGUUUUACGGUUUAAUUUUGUGAUUUCAGACGUAUAGAUCAAAGAUGCACGUUUGGAGGGCGAUGCUCGUGGAAUUUUUUUCAUACACACCAGUUGCUCGAUGAAAUGCCUCAGAGAACAAUGGCCGUGUAACUCUGUGCGUUUGCACGGUUUUCCCCAAGAAUAUGAAGUCUUUACUGAAAUCCAAAUGGCAGAAUGUCGAUAUCUUGAAUCCGAAGCAUUUUUUGUUAUAUCACUACUCUACUUUUCCCCCAACACCACCAUCAAAUGAUCUUCAAAAGCUGUGCGAUGUGGUUUCUCAUGGGGUAGGCAGUCUAGACGAGUUAGAAGCAACUCUUAACUCAGUCAACGUUUCCUUCUGCUCAUCACUCAUUACCCAAGUGCUUGAUUCAAGUAAAAAAGAAGCACCCACAAGACGACUCCUUAGAUUCUUUUUAUGGUCAGAAAAACAUUCCGAUGUUAAACUGGAAGACAAAGAUUAUAACCAUGCUAUCAGAGUCUUCUCUGAGAAGAAAGAUUUCCUAGCAUUAGACAUGUUAAUCUCAAAUCUUGGAAAACAAAAUAUGGCUAUGGAAACCUCAACAUUUAGCACUGUAUCCGAGACAUUGGUGAAACUAGGAAGAGUGGAUGAAGCAUUGGGAAUAUUCAAGAACUUACACAAGUUAAAAUGCCCACAAGAUAGCACCACAGUUAAUGCCAUAGUUUCUGCUUUGUGCUCAAAAGGGCAUGUCAAAAGGGCAGAAGGAGUCAUUUAUCACCAUAAAGAUAAAAUCUCAAAUGUAAAACUUGUUAUUUACAAAAACCUACUUCACGGGUUAUCUAUUCAAGAAAAUGUGAAAGAAUCAAGAAGAAUCAUCAAAGACAUGAAAGGUGCAGGAAUCACUCCAGACCUUUUCUGCUACAACACAUUUCUCAAAUGUCUUUGCAAGAAAAAUUUGAAGUCGAAUCCUUCAGGGCUUGUUCCGGAAGCAUUGAAUGUGAUGAUUGAAAUGCGAAGUUACAAAAUUGCCCCCACCACUGUAAGUUACAAUAUCUUGUUGUCUUGUUUGGGUAGGACUAGAAGAGUUAAAGAAUCUUUACAAAUUCUCAACACAAUGAAAAAAACAGUGUGUUCAUGUUCAUGUUCAUGUGCUCCUGAUUGGGUAACGUAUUAUCUUGUGGCAAGAGUGUUGUAUUUGUCAGGUAGAUUUGGGAAAGGGAAACAAAUGGUUGAUGAGAUGAUUGAAGAAGGUUUGAUUCCUGAAAGAAAGUUUUAUUAUGAUUUGAUUGGUGUUCUUUGUGGGGUUGAGAGGGUGAAUUAUGCACUUGAGUUGUUUGAUUUAAUGAAGAAAAGCUCGUUAGGUGGGUAUGAAAAGGUUUAUGAUUUGUUGAUACCAAAGCUUUGUAAAAAUGGUGAAUUUGAAAAGGGGAAAGAGCUUUGGGAUGAGGCAAUGAGUAUGAAUUUGAAACUUGAGUGUUCGAGUGAUGUUUUGAACCCUUUGAUCACAAAAGUGUUUAAGCCAAUGAGGAAGGUGGAAGAGGAAGUUAAGAUUGUAGAAUCUGAUAAAGUGAAAAUUGGAGGAAAAAAAGUGAAGGGGAAUUCAUAUGUGAAGAAGGGUAAGAAGUUGUUUAUUAGUAAUAAAAAUGGUAGGAAAUUAACAGUGCAUAAGAAGGGUAAAAAGAAACGAGCUUCCAUGAAAAUCAAUAAAACUGAAGCUACUAAGAUAAAGUCCAACAACUGAACCAUGCAUAUGAUAUUUAUUUUGUUACUAAAUCUGUUCUAUCGUUUUUACGAGAUUUAAACUUAAUCGAUAAUAUUAAUGCAACUUGAGAGGAGGUGUGUAAUGGUAUUAUGUAUUCUAUGUAUGUGUCAAGACUUAUCAUUAUACAUAAAAAUGUAUGCUCAUAAAACUGCUAAUUGACUAUCACAACUUAUGCAUAUUGUAGGGAUAUUUAACCCAUCUUGAAAGUUAAAAUAUUGGAAAUAUGUUCAACUUUA
Messenger RNA from Lactuca sativa (garden lettuce), 2231 nucleotides. RefSeq names its product Pentatricopeptide repeat (PPR) superfamily protein. The record is from RefSeq and is a predicted model, not a curated record. Gene Ontology annotation, molecular function: protein binding. Lineage: Eukaryota; Viridiplantae; Streptophyta; Magnoliopsida; Asterales; Asteraceae.